This is a messenger RNA of Alternaria arbusti, 192 nucleotides long. RefSeq lists its product as uncharacterized. Gene Ontology annotation, cellular component: membrane. NCBI's taxonomy places the organism in Eukaryota, Fungi, Ascomycota, Dothideomycetes, Pleosporales, Pleosporaceae. The record is from RefSeq and is a predicted model, not a curated record. The coding region runs from base 1 to 192 and encodes 63 amino acids. The transcript has 2 exons.
AUGCCGUCAAGCACAUCAACAGUCCUCCUCUACUUCCUCGCAAUAUGGAUCCCCUUCCUUCCCGUCGCUAUGAAGCGUGGUUGCGCCGCUGAUCUCUUCAUCAACAUCGCGCUCUGCAUCCUCGGCUGGAUCCCUGGUGUCAUUCACGCGUGGUAUAUUAUUAGUCAGACGGAGAAGGUCGCUGUGGCUUGA